UAACAAAUUUCUAAGUACUAAUAUUAAUGCAGGUUAUUAAAGAAAAUCACUCUUUUCAACACUGCUAAUACUAGGCAAAAUCACUAUUUUCAACACUGCUAAUACUAGGCGCCACACCAUACUCACUUCACUACACUUGCUAUGCUAUGCUUAGCUUCAACCAAACUCCACCAUAUUAUCACAACCCCCACUCUAAACCCUAGCUAUCCCUCAUCUCCUCUCUCUCUCUCUCUCUCUCUCUCUGCAACUCCAUAUAAAUGAAGCUGUUUGGGAUUCCCAGCUUUCAUUUUUUUAUAAACAAUACCUUACAUUAAUUUCUUCUUUCAACUGCAUAUUUGAUUUUAUUCCAAGUUUGUUUCCUUUUUCUCACUAAACCAAUUAGAUUUGUAUGAACUUGAGUCUAUGGCUUCAGCUUGCAUAAACAACAUAAGUAUGUCACCUGAGAAUUUUCCCGAUUGUUCUCCAACCAAAUACAACUCCUACAGCUGGUUAAGUCCUCGAAUCUCCAAUGAAAAAACAACUCCUUCAGAUAAGCCGGAAGUAUUACUAGAUCCAGAAGUUACCCUAAACGAAAUGACAGAUUUCGAGUUUCGACUCGAAGAUCCAGUGAAUAUGUUGCCUGCAGAUGAGCUUUUCUCUGACGGAAAACUCAUGCCUCUGCAGCUCCCGGCGAUCCGUCCGGCAGAGGUAGCAACCUCUACCUCAGCCGGUGUUAGAUCGCCAGAGACGCCAAAACUCCGUAUGAGAAAUGAGAUUUCUCGUACGGAGUUCUCUCCCAAAGCUCCUAGAUGUUCUAGUAGGUGGAGAGAGCUUCUAGGCUUGAAGAAAUUGCCCAACGACAUGCUAGAAGCUCAAAAAAAUUGUCUAGCUCAGUUGGCAGAACGCAAGGCUCUUAACCGUGUGGUCGAAGGUCAAAAAAACAGUAGCACAAACAGCACACAUAAAUCUCUGAAAAAUUUCCUCAAUCGCAGCUCAAAAUCCUCCAAUUAUUCUUCCAUUGAUGACUCCUCUAUUAACCUUCCGUUACUCAAUAAGGACUAUGAUAACGAGUCGAUAUCAAUUACUAGUUCCAGAUUAUCACUUUCAUCAUCUUCCUCAUCAGGCCACGAACACGAUGAUCUUCCUAGACUUUCACUUGAUUCCGAUAAACCAAGUUCACUUAGCCAUAACACUCAAAACAUUAAUACUAAUCCUCCUAGAAUUCGAUUAGUGAAACAUAGAGCUUUAUCGUCGGAAAAUCCUAUCCCUACAAGAUUGGGACAACCACCUGAUUCUACAGGUACCAGUAUUGUACGCGGACUUUCAAUUGACGAUAGUCCUCGAAUGAAUUCUUCAGGGAAGAUUGUUUUUCACAACUUAGGAAGAUGUUCAAGUAGUCCAAGCAGCUUCAAUGGUGGGCCAAGGUAUAAACAUGGAGGAGGAGGGGUAGAAAGGUCAUAUUCAGCUAAUGUUCGUGUUACUCCAGUUCUUAAUGUUCCAGUAUACAGUUCUCUUAGAGGUUCUUCAAAAUCUGGUGUAUUUGGAUUUCCUCUGUUUUCUUCUUCUUCUUCUUCUUCCUCACAGCAGAAAAAAGAUGGUGGUGGUAAUUAUAAUGUUAUUAACAAGAGAAAUCAUAGUAGCAGCAAGACGAGAACUGAUCGGAUCAAAUAAUGAAGUAUAAGCUACAAUGGUAAUCUAAUUCCUCAGCUUUCAAGAACAGUAGAGCCCUUCUUUUGUUCGAUUCUACGAGGCUUAGAAGAUUUUAUUAUGCUUUUUCUUGAGCCGAGUGUCUGUCAGAAACAACCUCUCUACUUCUCAAGGUAGGGAUAAGAUCUCCGCACACUCUACCACCCUUGACUCCACUCGUGGGAUUACAAGGCUUAGAAGAUUUAUGUAAAUAUGCAGGGAAUUAACUCUUGUUUGCAUGGACAAUUUUCUUCCUUUUUUGUUUAGCUAACUAACUUUGAUAGUGAAAGCUAAUGUUGUACGGAGUAGAAUUUUUCAAUUCUUACGUAUAUUGUAUCGUUGAAUUAAAGAUCCUUUCUAUGCUUUUGCUUUACCUGAAAA
This is a messenger RNA of Lycium barbarum (goji berry), 2046 nucleotides long. RefSeq lists its product as uncharacterized. The record is from RefSeq and is a predicted model, not a curated record. Lineage: Eukaryota; Viridiplantae; Streptophyta; Magnoliopsida; Solanales; Solanaceae. The coding region runs from base 403 to 1650 and encodes 415 amino acids. The transcript has 2 exons.